AUCUAGACCGCAUAUUGCACCGCAGAGGCGCAAACGCUCUCCCUCUCUCCACAGAAACUAACACCCCGCCGGUUGACCAAAUAGUUUCGGUUGCAGAGAGACCGAACCGCAAAAAUGUCAACAACCAGCUCAGCAUCCUCCCUCUCCGCCUCCGUCCAAUCCCUCAAAUCCUCCCUCCAACUCCUCGAUUCCUCCAUCUCGAUCCUCGACCAAGGGAUUAGUGAUUUCCCCCGCCUCUCGACCGUGCUAAGUUCUACUCGUCACUUCGAACUCACCCCCUCCCCUUCCCUCGCCCUCGCCCAACACAGCCUAGCCACCGAGCUCGCCCCGGCAAUAACAACCCUCCUCACACGAGCAGAAACGCAUCUCGACCGUCUUGAGCGACGGGAGCAAGCAUUGCGGGCUAAAGCUGAACUACAAGCAGGGCGCCUAGGCCAACGCGGAACCGGGACAUCUGGGGCCGGCGCUAGCGGGAGGACGACACCAGGAGGAAGGGCGGGGACUGGGGCAGGAGCAGGAGGAGGAGAAGGGGGGAAGGAAGCGAAACUACGGAUGUUGAAGCAGAAGAAGGAACGCCUUGGGUAUGCGGUGGAGAGGUUGCAGUUGCAGAGUCAGCAGAGGCAGAGGCAGUUGAGGAUGAGUGUUAGUUAUGCGGGGCAGGAUUUUAAGUGA
This is a messenger RNA of Pseudogymnoascus verrucosus, 672 nucleotides long. RefSeq lists its product as uncharacterized. Gene Ontology annotation, biological process: attachment of spindle microtubules to kinetochore. Lineage: Eukaryota; Fungi; Ascomycota; Leotiomycetes; Thelebolales; Thelebolaceae. Gene Ontology annotation, cellular component: spindle microtubule; DASH complex. The transcript has 2 exons. The record is from RefSeq and is a predicted model, not a curated record. The coding region runs from base 115 to 672 and encodes 185 amino acids.